AUUAAUGGGAGACUUUUGAAUUCGCCCCCACAUAAGCUCCUUGCCCCCGGCUGGCCCACCAGCUAGCCUGAAAGAUACAAAGGUACCUACACCUUCUAGCCUACCUAAACGAGGUACCUUAGGUACAUAUGUACCUAGGUACUUGCGUACUACUAAAUUAGGUACCUUAGCUUGACGAUAUCCUACAAUUGCCACCCCCACGUGGCCCAAGAAAUACUCCGUAUACGAUUGGCAACAGUACAGAUCUCCAAAAGACCAACAACAAAAUUCGGCUCAGCAAAAUUGCUUAGGUACUACAUCCGUCAUGGCUUCGGCAACGGCACCUCCGCCGCCCUCCGAGCUGGCGAAGCAGAUCCUCGAGCACAAAGCCCCCAGUUACACGUUCAGCUUCUCGCCCUUCCUGCGGUCCAACUACGGCCACGGCUUCCCGCCCAACCGGCCCGUGUGCAAGGCCUUCGUCGCGGGCCACUGCCCCCUCGGCGCCUCGUGCCCGGACCGGCACGUCGCGCCCAACGCGGCCAGCAGCACCAACGCCAGCUACAACUCGCUCGUGUGCAAGCACUGGCUGCGCGCCCUCUGCAAAAAGGGAGAGAGCUGCGAGUUCCUCCACGAGUACAACCUCCGCAAGAUGCCCGAGUGCAACUUCUUCGUCCGCAACGGGUACUGCUCUAACGGCGACGAGUGCCUGUACCUCCACAUCGACCCCCAGUCCAAGCUCCCCCCCUGCCCGCACUACGACCAGGGCUUCUGCCCCCUGGGACCCAAUUGCUCGAAGAAACACGUCCGACGGAAGCUCUGCCCGUACUACCUCGCAGGCUUCUGUCCCGACGGCAAGGGCUGCAAGGAAGGCGCGCACCCGAGAUGGGACAAGAAUCUCGAAAAGCCUAUUGCCAAAGCGGACGUCGUGCACGAGGAGCCCGUGAGGAGGGACGACGGGUUCAUGGACGAGGACCAUAAGGACUUUGGGAGGCAGGACAGGGAUAGCAAGGGCGGCCGAGGGGAUAGAUUUGGUGGUGGACGCGGCGGUCGGUGGAGGGGAAGAGGCGACAGGAAAUUCGGGCGUGGAAGAGGCCAUCAUUAGAGAGCAGAGGUGUACGAAAUCAGUUGCCCAGGCAUUUCGGUAUACAGCCCGAACUCUUGAGCGGGUAGGGUUUAUCGCCACCGAUUUCGACAUGCACGCGUGCAAACAAUUUACUCUCGACUCGGUUGACUCGCUGUUUUUAUUUACCAAGACGCGAAAAUCCUCGAGGGUGUUGAACGCAAUCAAGCAGAAAAAGAAAUUUGAUACCCGAAUUGUCAUGGAGGAGGAGGAGUACACAAAAUAUCAACAUCACCAAACAUGUCGAAGUAUUGUAUUAGGAUAUUUAUGGCCAUAUUCUACGAAGGUUAGCUGUGUUACUACACCACACUUACUAGGUACCUAACCUAGCCGCUGUAGAAAGGAGUCGGGAAAAAAAGAGAAGACGAGACAGGAAACAGGAUAUCCCCAAGAUAUGCAUACUACUACUACCUAAGUUAGUAUAGGUACCUAGGUAGGUAGCAAUCAAGUUAUUGUCACCACCACCACCACCACCACUCAAACAAACCCAUUAAUCG
Daldinia caldariorum is the source of this 1596-nucleotide messenger RNA. RefSeq lists its product as uncharacterized. The record is from RefSeq and is a predicted model, not a curated record. Lineage: Eukaryota; Fungi; Ascomycota; Sordariomycetes; Xylariales; Hypoxylaceae. Gene Ontology annotation, molecular function: RNA binding; metal ion binding. The coding region runs from base 305 to 1081 and encodes 258 amino acids. The transcript has 3 exons.